Eremothecium cymbalariae DBVPG#7215 is the source of this 1107-nucleotide messenger RNA. RefSeq names its product GTP-binding protein RBG1 (gene RBG1). The record is from RefSeq and is a predicted model, not a curated record. Gene Ontology annotation, cellular component: cytoplasm. NCBI's taxonomy places the organism in Eukaryota, Fungi, Ascomycota, Saccharomycetes, Saccharomycetales, Saccharomycetaceae. The coding region runs from base 1 to 1107 and encodes 368 amino acids. Gene Ontology annotation, molecular function: GTP binding; GTPase activity. Gene Ontology annotation, biological process: cytoplasmic translation. The transcript has a single exon.
AUGUCGACGACAGUUGAGAAAAUCAAGGCGAUUGAAGAUGAGAUGGCUCGUACGCAGAAAAACAAGGCGACGUCGUUUCAUCUUGGGCAAUUAAAGGCAAAGUUGGCCAAGUUACGGAGGGAGUUGUUGCAGGGUGUUUCGGCAAGUGGUGGUGCUGGUGGUAUUGGGUUUGAUGUUGCUAGAACAGGUGUUGCUUCUGUUGGGUUUGUUGGGUUUCCGUCUGUUGGUAAAUCGACGUUACUUUCAAAGCUGACCGGUACAGAGUCCGAGGCAGCAGAAUAUGAAUUUACUACGUUAGUAACGGUUCCCGGUGUAAUCCGUUACAAGGGGGCCAAGAUACAGAUGUUGGAUCUUCCAGGGAUCAUUGAUGGUGCUAAGGAUGGUCGGGGACGUGGUAAACAGGUGAUUGCUGUUGCAAGGACGUGUAAUCUCUUAUUCAUUAUACUGGACGUCAAUAAGCCGUUGCAUCAUAAGCAGAUUAUUGAGAAGGAGUUAGAAGGGGUCGGUAUUCGGCUAAACAAGCAGCCGCCUGAUAUUAUCAUGAAGAAGAAGGAGAAAGGUGGUGUGUCCAUAACAAAUACAGUUCCAUUGACCCACUUGGAUCAUGAUGAGAUAAGGGCGGUGAUGAGCGAGUACCGUAUAAACAGUGCGGAGAUUGCUUUUAGGUGCGAUGCCACUGUGGACGAUUUGAUCGAUGUUUUGGAGGCACCCACCAGGAGAUACAUACCCGCCGUAUACGUGUUGAAUAAGAUCGAUUCGCUGUCACUAGAGGAGUUAGAAUUGCUGUACAGGAUCCCCAAUGCGGUGCCCAUAUCCAGUGGUAAGGAGUGGAACCUAGAUGAGUUACUCGAAGUGAUGUGGGAUCGGUUAAACUUAGUUCGUGUUUACACCAAGCCUAAGGGGACCAUGCCUGACUUUAACGAUCCAAUUGUGUUACGUUCUGACCGCUGUUCUGUGAAAGACUUUUGUAACCAGAUCCACAAGUCUUUGGUCGAAGAAUUUAGAAAUGCCCUAGUAUAUGGCAGUAGUGUCAAGCAUCAACCGCAGUAUGUUGGAUUGAGUCAUGUUUUAGAGGACGAAGACGUCGUCACAAUUUUGAAAAAGUAA